AGCCACCCUCCGGAACCAUCACUUUGUGUCUGUUAAUGUCACCUUCUGCACGACUGCACUUAUUUCUGAGUUUGCAUCGUUUCUCUAACCAACUUUUUGGGAACUGACAUUGCUUUGGGUAAAAAAAAAUUACCAAUUUAAACACCCAAGUAGAGUGAGUGGGUAGCAGGUAUGAGAACGAUCUGGAGCUUGUGUCUGCUUUGUGUGGCUGGAGGUUUAAGAACAAUCCAUGCAGGCCCCAUCAGGAAGAGCAGCAGGACAGAAGACGGCGCCGCACCACAGGAAGAGGUCAACGUGCUCAUGUUUGGUGUCAUUCAGCUGAGCGAAUCGCUUAGCUAUGUGUUUGAAACCACUGAGGCCAAGAUCGAGAGAAUCAGCCGAACUCUGAGGAGCCAUGAAGACACGCUACAAAAGCUGGGAAGGCAGACAGAGCAGGCUGCAGCGUCGGAGCAGCAGAUAAAAGAAGCUGUGAAGGCAUUACAGGCCCAGAUGGCAAAGCAACAGGCUCAGACUCAGCUCACUAAAGAUCGACUGAGCAGCAUGGAGCAGGAGGAGGAGCAGCUGAAGACCAAAGUGAAAAGACUGGAGAUGCUCAUGGACGACCCGGUGCACGGCAGCAUCAGGGAGCUGAAAGCUCAAGCAGAGGAGCACUCCAGCAUCUUGCAGGGUUUACAGCUCUUGAUCCAGUUUCAAAAGGAGAACAUUGAGACUCAGAAUAAGCAGCUUUCCAAAAUGCAGGAGAUGAGCCGGGGGACACCAUAACGUGUCAUCUCUCUGAACAACGUUUCUCAAGUUCAACUCCUCAACAUAACUGCUGCACUCCUAACUCUGCAGUAAACGGAUGUGUGCUCAACUAUUUUGUAUCUUUAAUGUCUUUUUUUUAAGAAUAUUCAGAGCUAGAAUUGUUAAAUUAUUAUUAUUUCUCUCGUCUGUAAAUGCAUAAUUAUAAACAUUGCAUGGCUUUUUAUUUUUAAGGUCUACAUUUUAUUUAUUCUGCUAAACAACAAAUAUAUAUAUAUAUGAUAUAAAACAGCAAUAAAAAUGUGUUUCAUUUAGAAAUAUUCUGGGAAAUCUCUUUGUGAUUUUGUGUAAAAGUACAAACUGGCCUGAAAGCAAAAAAAAGAGAUUGUGAUAAAAGACAAAUCAAUACUGGCACACGGCGAAGCAUGCAUGUACUGACCUGGUCAACAUCUGUU
Molecule: messenger RNA, 1196 nt
Organism: Nothobranchius furzeri (turquoise killifish)
Lineage: Eukaryota; Metazoa; Chordata; Actinopteri; Cyprinodontiformes; Nothobranchiidae
Gene: angptl8
Product: angiopoietin like 8
Biological process (GO): regulation of lipid metabolic process; triglyceride homeostasis
Source: RefSeq, a predicted model, not a curated record